AUGACUCUUUUACAUUUUAUUAAUUGUUCUUUACUUGGAUAUGCUCCUUAUAUUAUUGUUUUUAAGUAUAGUGGAUUGAAUGAAUAUACAAAUAUAUGGAUGCCAAUACAAGCAGGAGUAAUAUAUUUUUUGUUUCAAUUUAUAAAAUUAAUGAUUAUGGCAACAUUCUUUCCCGAUAAUACAAGUAAUUUUUUAAUUGUACCAAUUGAUAUUUCAAAAUCUAUUACAGAUAUUUUUGAUUUAGUUGGGAUAUAUCUACUUAUAAUUCAUUUUUUCAUUGGAAAACCAGAAGUUAGAUGUUUAUCUGUUGGUUUAGGAUGGUCAUUUGCACACUCUUUUGCUAAUUAUUUUCCAAGUUUUAUACUAGAUGCAAGAAGAAUAUCAUUUGAUUACAAAUAUAUAUAUUCAGCAAUUCAAAAAAUGAUAUUGUGGGCAUAA
Messenger RNA from Strongyloides ratti, 438 nucleotides. RefSeq names its product Transmembrane protein 147. The coding region runs from base 1 to 438 and encodes 145 amino acids. The record is from RefSeq and is a predicted model, not a curated record. NCBI's taxonomy places the organism in Eukaryota, Metazoa, Nematoda, Chromadorea, Rhabditida, Strongyloididae. The transcript has 3 exons.